Myotis davidii is the source of this 1550-nucleotide messenger RNA. RefSeq names its product apolipoprotein A-IV (gene APOA4). Gene Ontology annotation, biological process: very-low-density lipoprotein particle remodeling; cholesterol homeostasis; reverse cholesterol transport. NCBI's taxonomy places the organism in Eukaryota, Metazoa, Chordata, Mammalia, Chiroptera, Vespertilionidae. The record is from RefSeq and is a predicted model, not a curated record. Gene Ontology annotation, cellular component: chylomicron; blood microparticle; extracellular region. The coding region runs from base 186 to 1388 and encodes 400 amino acids. The transcript has 5 exons. Gene Ontology annotation, molecular function: cholesterol binding; phospholipid binding; phosphatidylcholine-sterol O-acyltransferase activator activity.
UCACCCUCCAACGUGGAGUCCCACUGGGAGGGGCCGUGGGGGUGUGUGGCCUGGGGGUUUAAAUGUCUGGCUGGCCCCGGCUGGUCAGUUCGGAUAGGUGAGCCACCCGAGAGCCUGUCUUCUUGCUCCAGUUCCGGGAAGAGUCCAGUGUGGUAGGAGGCUCGGCGGCCUGUGAGCAGCCCAGGAUGUCGCUGACCCUGAAGGCUGUGGUGCUGGCACUGGCCCUGGUGGCUGUCACCGGUACUCAGGCUGAGGUCAGUGCCGACCAGGUGGCCACCGUGGUGUGGAACUACUUCAGGCAGCUGGGCGACAAUGCCAAGGAGGCGGUGGAGGAUCUCCAGAAGUCUGAUCUCCCCCAGCAGCUCAACUCCCUCUUCCAGGACAGAGCGGACGGCGUGAACGCCUACGCAGAGGAGCUGCGGCAGAAGCUGGUGCCCUUCGCCACGGGGCUGCACGAGCACCUGACCAAGGCCUCGGAGCAGCUGGAGAAGGAGAUCCAGGAGCUGAGGGAUCUGGGGAAGCAGCUACAGCCGCACGCCCAGGAGGUGAGCCAGUUGAUCAACAGCGGAGCACAGGGCCUGCAGGAGAGCCUGGGGCCCUACGCCGACCAGCUGCGCACCCAGGUCCGCACGCAGACCGAGAAGCUCCGGAGCCAGCUGAGCCCCUACGCAGAGCGCAUGGAGACGAUGCUGCGCGACCAGAAGGACAACCUGCAGGCCUCGCUGGCGCCCGUGGCCGACAAGUUCCAGGGCCUGAUCGACCAGAACGUGAAGGAGCUCAAGGGGCACCUCACGCCCUACGCCGACAACCUCAAGGGGCAGAUCGACCAGCACGUGGAGGUCCUGCGCCAAAAGCUGGCGCCCUUAGCGGAGGGCGCCGAGGAGAAUCUCAACCGCCAGUUGGAGGGCCUGGCCUUGCAGAUGAAGAAGAAGGCGGACCAGCUGAAGGAAAAGCUCCAAGCCGACGCGGAUCAGCUGGGCCGGAGCCUGACGCCCCUGGCCGAGGACGUGCGCGGCAAGCUGGCUGGCGGCGCUACGGGGCUGCACGAGUCCCUGGCCCAGCUCGGCCGCCAGCUGGACCUGAAGGUGAAGCAGUUCCGCAGCAGCGUGGAGCCCCACGGCGAGGCCUUCAACAAGAUCCUGGUGCGGCAGGUGAUGGAGCUCAACAAGAAGCUGGACCCGCGCUCGGGGGACGUGCAAGGCCACCUGAUCUUUCUGGAGAAGGAUCUGAGGGAUCAGGUGGACUCCUUCUUCAGCUCCCUGCACAACCUGGGCCUCACUCUCCCAGCGCACACUCCCUCAGAACAGCCGCUUCUGGUUGGCCAGGACCAGCCCCUGGCGCCCCCCCUCCCCGAGCAGACCCCGGAGCAGGCACCCCUGGGGGACUGAGUUGCCCCUGGUGCCCACCCCCGGCCCUGGACACCUGCCCCGCCCUGCCACCUGUCUGUCGGUCUGUCCCAAAGCAAUUCCCUUAUGAGUUUGAGGACACAUGUCCUGUGGAAAAUGACGCUACCUCUCGCUACUCAAUAAAACUGCUAAGAAACUAGCCCA